Messenger RNA from Raphanus sativus (radish), 3373 nucleotides. RefSeq lists its product as uncharacterized. The transcript has 4 exons. Bases 275 to 3112 code for a protein of 945 amino acids. The record is from RefSeq and is a predicted model, not a curated record. NCBI's taxonomy places the organism in Eukaryota, Viridiplantae, Streptophyta, Magnoliopsida, Brassicales, Brassicaceae.
AAACACCAAAAAUUUCAUAUAGUGUCUUGGUUCUUCUCUCUCUCUUUCUCUCCAUCUCCAUCUCUCUUUCUUCAAUGCUCUCUUUCUCUCUCUCUAAGAAACCAUAUUUUUCCUCUUCUGCCAAAAAAACCCAUCUAACGUUUGGAAGCUUCGUUCUUGCUCUAAAGAUUGUCAAACUGGAGGAGGAAACUGGUGAUGAUAAAGAAAGAAGAUGAGGUGUUAUGCUGAAGCUUUUGGGAAGGGAAGAGACAGAUAGUAACAGUGGAAGAAUCAAAUGUUCUUCUUAUCCACUGAGAACCCACCACAUGACCACCACCCACUUCCUUCAAUUUCCUUACAUCUCACCUCUUCCUCUUCUUAUUCCCAUGAAUUAGCUCAAUCCCAUCCCCAAAGUUUCUCCAUCAGAGAUUACGCAUAUAGUAACCGAAAGAAGAACAAGAUCGAGAACAACUGGCCUUUUUCUCCCAAAAGUCUCAAACUUGUUUCAACUCAUGGAGUGACUGAUCCUUUGCCACCGUUUGAUGAGAUCACGUCAGGGAAGCAGAUUGUAUCCCAUGUCCAACGAGGAAGAGAUUUGGCUAAACUUGGGCUAACUCAUCAAACAAUAGCAAAGACUAGAAAAGGAGUCUGUAGCCAGACGAGGACCGUGGAGAAUGGUUGCACUAGUGUUUCCAAGUCUACUAAGGAAGAGAUAGUACUAGUAGCUGCUACUACAGGUAACAAGCACAGUAAAACGUGUGGACGAGGAGGAGGAGGAAUGGUGAAAUCCAAAGAAGCCACUAGUUGUGACGUUGGACUCGAAUCAAUCAUCAUGGCUUCUUCAAAAACAUGUCCUAUCUGCAAAACCUUCUCAUCAGCUUCCAACACCACUUUGAAUGCUCACAUCGAUCAGUGUAUAUCUGUAGACUCAUCACCGGUUAUCAGUAAGCCAAACAAGACUAGAGGUAAGCCACGGAUGAAAGUGAGAACGAUGGUUGAUAUCUAUGCUUCUGCCAAAAGAUGCACAUUAGAAGAUCUUGAUAAAAGAAAUGGAACAAAGUGGGCUGUGAUCUCGAGCUACUCUGACCGGGUUGUUGCUGAUAAGUCUGACGUGUCCAAGAAGCGGAGAGUUCCUCCUGUGGGCGUUGGUCCUGUUUAUGUUGAUGCCAAGGGACAAAAGCUGCGGAUUUUAACAGAGUUCAGCGAGAAGAAGACUUCUACUGCUACUCUAAUGAGAGAGCAGCGUGAUGGGGAUGGUAGUAAUGAAAAUAGUAAAGGCUUGAGGAAGAGACGCCUGGGAAAGAAACAUCAUAAGUAUAUUAAACUAAACAGUCACAAAGCCAAUGAGUCAGAGCAGGUACCGGAGUGUCAAAGAGGGUUUUCUGGAGAAGGUAGCAGCAGCAAGGGUCAUCGUAGAAUCUUUAAUCAGCGGAUGCUAGCAAAACGUGGUUCGAGUUCAAAGAAGCUAAAUGAGAAAGGAGAUAAAGUUAAUGCGUUGCGGGAUCAACCAUCUGAAGAUGAUGAUGAUGAUGAUUCAUGGUCAGGAGGAGAUCAUGUUUUGUUGAGAGGUAAUGAUUUGUCUGCUCUAAAGAAACAGAAGCUGCGGAGCGAAGUGUCUGGAAGGAGUAAGACUAUGUCUGGGAGUAAAAGAUCUCAAAGAGUUCGGAUGAGUGAGAAGGAGGAGAAAUCACUUGCAGGAGGAGCUCAUAUAAACACUGUCAGAUUGAAGAGGAGCCUUACUUCGAUACAAGAAGAUAAGUAUCCACCGAGAAAGAAUGUCAGAGAGGUGACAGAUGCGUCUCCUCGUUCAACUAGCAUGAGAAAGCUGUUGCCACCAUUUGUAACAAAUGGAUGGAGAAGAUUAUCUCUGCCUGUGGAACUAAAGAGAGCUCGUUUGGAUUUGUCAGAGGAGGAAGAAGAAGAAACUGGGAGAUGGGAAUCUGAAAUGACACUAUCAGAUGAUAAUUAUGUUUCUGAAGAAGAAAGAAAUAAGGUCUUACAUAGAUCAAAUCCUUCAACAUUUAGUGGUUACGAUGAUUAUGAUGACGAAGAAAGUAGUGAAGAGGAGGAAGAUAACAGCGAAGGAGCCAAUGUGCUGGACAAAAGAGAUGAAACGGGUGCUGAGUUCCACCAGUCUAAUGCAACCAUACCUAGCGAGAGAGCAAUGUAUUACUCGGAAGAAGCUGAGAAUAUGGUUUACGAGGAGGAAGAAGUGAGGUUUGAUUCUGAGGUGGGGAAGGGAAGCUUAUAUGUAGAGGUUGAUAACAUUCCCAUUCCAGGACCUCCAGGAUCAUUUAUACCGAGUCCCAGGGGUGGUAUGAGUUAUGAUGAACAUCUUGGAAACUCGUCUGUUAUCACAAGCCAGCUCCAGUCUUCCAUGGAUCACCUCGACAGAAACUCAUCUGAAUCACCUGUUUCUGCAUUUUCAAACUUUGCAGCUGGUAGAUUGAGUUUUCCACCAGAGUUAUCUUCUUCUUUGCGAGAUGUUCUCUCCGUUGGCGUUCCUUCGCCCUACUCCACAACCCCAGUCAGCUUCUCUGUUCCAUCUCAUCCUGAAAAGAUGACUGUUGACAAGACAACAACACCUUGGAGCUUUAGAAACAAUGAUCAUGAGUCUUGUUGUUGCCAAAGAAAAGAGAGAAUCUCAGAGGGCGUUACUUUGAAUCACCAACCAUCUCAACUACUGCAGCGAAGAGCUUCCGCUUCUUCAUCAAUGGCCAUGAACUUAACCAAACCGCCCACACGUUUGGAUCCAAAUCAUCCUUUCGAGCAGUCACCAUACAUGAUCCAGCAAGAGUUUGAUCUCCAUAGUAAAUUCUUCAACAAAGCGAAUGUCAAUGGCGCUGUUGUGCCUCCAAGUCCUUCAAACUCGGUUUUGCGGUUAAUGGGAAAAGACUUGAUGGUCGUCAUGAACCAAGGAGAAGCAAACAACGAAGAAGCAUCUCGGGCUAGCUUAACACCAACCCCACAGUUUCUUGAUACUCCUCCUUGCGCUGGAACCGGCUUAUACUUAAACACAGGUCUAUAUUUAAGGAACAGUUUGGAGCCAACAACACAUCAACCACAGACACCAGCUUCAGCUUCAGCAUUCAGAAACAGUUUUGAUCAUGUGAGGUACUUUUCUCCGAGCUAGUCAACUUAAAAGUUUCAGACCUUUAUUCAGUUCAGGAAAACAUGGGUGCAUUUGGGGGUUUUAAGGUAGACUUCGUCGGAUGUUCUACGGCAUUUUCCAUGCUUUAUCUCUUUCUGCAGAGACAGUUGUUGUUGUUGUGUAGUAAUUACUAAUUAGUAAAGCAAGGACUUGGAAAAUAACACUAUUAUGUAGAGAUAAGUAACUUUACGCUUUCAUUGCCUCCAAAGUUAUCUAAAAGCUCCAGAAAGUUAUUUACUUUUA